Molecule: messenger RNA, 1311 nt
Organism: Pelodiscus sinensis (Chinese soft-shelled turtle)
Lineage: Eukaryota; Metazoa; Chordata; Testudines; Trionychidae
Source: RefSeq, a predicted model, not a curated record
AUGCAGAGCGCGGAGCAGCCAGGCUCAGGGCCGCCACAGCGCCCAGGAGCGGCCUUUGGCAGUACCACGCUGCCGCCAGGCAAGGCCCACGAGCCACAGCGCCCAGGAGCGGCCUUUGGCAGUACCACGCUGCCGCCAGGCAAGGCCCACGAGCCACAGCGCCCAGGAGCGGCCUUUGGCAGUACCACGCUGCCGCCAGGCAAGGCCCACGAGCCACAGCGCCCAGGAGCGGCCUUUGGCAGUACCACGCUGCCGCCAGGCAAGGCCCACGAGCCACAGCGCCCAGGAGCGGCCUUUGGCAGUACCACGCUGCCGCCAGGCAAGGCCCACGAGCCACAGCGCCCAGGAGCGGCCUUUGGCAGUACCACGCUGCCGCCAGGCAAGGCCCACGAGCCACAGCGCCCAGGAGCGGCCUUUGGCAGUACCACGCUGCCGCCAGGCAAGGCCCACGAGCCACAGCGCCCAGGAGCGGCCUUUGGCAGUACCACGCUGCCGCCAGGCAAGGCCCACGAGCCACAGCGCCCAGGAGCGGCCUUUGGCAGUACCACGCUGCCGCCAGGCAAGGCCCACGAGCCACAGCGCCCAGGAGCGGCCUUUGGCAGUACCACGCUGCCGCCAGGCAAGGCCCACGAGCCACAGCGCCCAGGAGCGGCCUUUGGCAGUACCACGCUGCCGCCAGGCAAGGCCCACGAGCCACAGCGCCCAGGAGCGGCCUUUGGCAGUACCACGCUGCCGCCAGGCAAGGCCCACGAGCCACAGCGCCCAGGAGCGGCCUUUGGCAGUACCACGCUGCCGCCAGGCAAGGCCCACGAGCCACAGCGCCCAGGAGCGGCCUUUGGCAGUACCACGCUGCCGCCAGGCAAGGCCCACGAGCCACAGCGCCCAGGAGCGGCCUUUGGCAGUACCACGCUGCCGCCAGGCAAGGCCCACGAGCCACAGCGCCCAGGAGCGGCCUUUGGCAGUACCACGCUGCCGCCAGGCAAGGCCCACGAGCCACAGCGCCCAGGAGCGGCCUUUGGCAGUACCACGCUGCCGCCAGGCAAGGCCCACGAGCCACAGCGCCCAGGAGCGGCCUUUGGCAGUACCACGCUGCCGCCAGGCAAGGCCCACGAGCCACAGCGCCCAGGAGCGGCCUUUGGCAGUACCACGCUGCCGCCAGGCAAGGCCCACGAGCCACAGCGCCCAGGAGCGGCCUUUGGCAGUACCACGCUGCCGCCAGGCAAGGCCCACGAGCCACAGCGCCCAGGAGCGGCCUUUGGCAGUACCACGCUGCCGCCAGGCAAGGCCCACGAGCCACAGCGCCCUCAAUAA